Penicillium verrucosum is the source of this 741-nucleotide messenger RNA. RefSeq names its product Alcohol dehydrogenase superfamily zinc-type. The transcript has 2 exons. The coding region runs from base 1 to 741 and encodes 246 amino acids. Gene Ontology annotation, biological process: alcohol metabolic process. NCBI's taxonomy places the organism in Eukaryota, Fungi, Ascomycota, Eurotiomycetes, Eurotiales, Aspergillaceae. The record is from RefSeq and is a predicted model, not a curated record. Gene Ontology annotation, molecular function: alcohol dehydrogenase (NADP+) activity; zinc ion binding.
AUGGACGUCUCAUUUGAAGUCUACCGCGGUUCACCCAGUGGUCACGUCGUAUCUGAUACUACAACUCGAAUCUUAGGACCCAAUGAGGUCUAUAUUGAAAUCACCCACUCAGGACUAUGUGGAACAGAUGAGCAUUAUGCGAAAUCAACCCAAGUCCUCGGUCAUGAAGGUAUUGGCAUCAUCAAACUUCUGGGUUCAAACGUAACCACGGUCAAGGCUGGUGACCGUGUUGGCUUUGGAUAUGUGCGCAAGGUCUGCAGUGCCUGUGAUAACUGUGGAACUGGUUGGGAUCAAUACUGCCGUAGCGUUAGGAUCUAUGGAGAAUGUGAUUUUGACAUCGGCACCUUCGGCCAUGGCACAGUCUGGGAUGUCAGUUGUGUCUUUCCCAUCCCCGAUGGCUACUUAUCUGAAGAUGCGGCUCCUCUCCUCUGUGCCGGGGCCACCGUCUGGAACUGCCUGAGUCAUUUCGGUGCUCGCCCAACAGAUCGGGUUGGCAUCCUCGGCGUUGGAGGCCUGGGCCAUUUGGCCAUCAAGAUUGCUGCCGAGAUGGGAUGUCAUGUCGUGGUCCUAUCCCGAACUGAUGAUAAGAAAGAGGAUGCGCUCCGAUAUGGCGCAGGGGAGUUUCAUGUUCUAGAUCAGAUUGACUCAUCCUCCUUUCGGCCGUUGCAGCAUUUGUUGCUCUGUGGAAGUCACCUCCUUGACCAAGCAUCGUUAGUCCCCUCCGUUAUGAUAUCGCUGUGA